AAUCGUCAGUUUCGCUCGAGUCGCAAUCCGAAUCGGACGCGUGUGGACCGUUUGACCCAAAUGCCGUGCCGAGAGUCGCGUUGUUCGUGUGCGGGAAAAUUCCCAACUCCCAGCGAUCGACAGGAAAAAGCGUGUUAAAGAUUUUGGGAAACAAGGCCCACCCUAGGGCCAGAGUGAGCCCAGUUCCAGGUGCGAGUGAGGAAGAAACAGUGGAAGAAAAAUUGAGCAGAAGCAAGUGAAAAAAUCGAAAUCAAAAUUUAUGAAAAUGUGCCUUGCAUGAAGGAAAAUCGCGUAUCUGUCGUACACGAAAGAACCGAUAUCGCGAUGACGCGCUGCUAUGGUAAUCAGCGUACGUGAGUCUUAAUUAGCGUCGAGUUCGGAGUCCGGAGUUCCAUCGACCUGAGUUCUGCCCAUUUGCCGUUGAAAUUCGCCGUUGAAGUGAAACCGGAGGAUUUGAUUAUACCUUUGGCUUUUGUGAGUUCCGAUGUGCAGUGCAGUCAGUGUGGUGCAGUGAGCACCCGAAGUAGUGGGGAGGAAGAAAAGGCUUCGCUACCGUAGAGACGCCGAUAUAUAGAUAAACCUGACGAAGAAAGUGAGUUUGAACCGAGCGUUCGAAGAAGCAUCCAUUCCAGGACGUGACAGUGUCGUGUUGUAUGAAGAACCGUGAAGAGCCUCCGGAGAGUGGGUUAUGAAGGUGGCACCAGAGGCGGAUGCAAAAUUUAAUUUAAUGCUGAACAAAGCUGAGCAGCAAUACCUGGGAGGGGAGGGCGAUGGAAGAACCAGUCGCUGUGGCUGUGCUAGAAGUAGGAGCAGCAGUACAAGCAACAGUAGUACUACACUCGGAAGCCAACGAUGCAGACGAACAACAACGAUGAGGAGCUUCAUUGGAAUGCUAUUGGGAUUACUUACAAUAUCAGGAUCCCUGGCCCUUCGGCUCAAAACGGUUCACAUCCCACCAUACAAACACCGCGGCGAAUCGGCCUUGCUCCAGUGUCAGUACGAACUGAAAGGCCAGCAGUCCCACAAUGGCCACAGCCAUCACUCGACCAGCCAGGUGCAACGAGGUCGACCCUGGAACGAUUCCGCUGGUAGUUUCCGGCAUCACGUCUAUCAUGACCACGACUACUACAGCGAUUCGGAAAGCGGCGACGAACGGCUCUACUCCAUCCAGUGGUACAAAGACAACGAAGAGUUCUACCGGUACGUCCCGUCGGCGAGUCAACCCAUCAAAAGCUACAAAAUCGAAGGCAUCCGGGUGGACCCGAACCACUCGGACGGCACCAAGGUGAUGCUGAAGAGCCUCACGCUUAAAUCCUCCGGGGUGUAUCGGUGUGAGGUUUCCGCCGAGGCGCCCAAUUUUGACUCGGUCCAGGGCGAGGGCCGAAUGGAUGUGAUAUAUCUUCCCAGAGACGGUCCACACAUCAACGGGAGUGAGAAAAAAUCCUACCACAUUGGUGAAACGAUGGAACUAAACUGUACCUCCGGUCGAUCCUACCCAGCGUCCACCCUACAGUGGUAUCUGAACGACAAAUUGGUGCUUGAUCCUCGAUAUAUAGUCCACUAUCCACGGAUGGUCAAUCAGCAUGGGUUGCUGACGAGCUUUUUGGGGCUCAGCAUGGUUGUACAGCCACAUCACUACAUCGACGGCUCUAUGAAGCUGAAAUGUGUGGCAAAUUUGUCACCGGUGCUGUGGCGGAAUGGGCAGGAGAGCAUCAUGCAGUGGGAGCAGCCUCCGCUCGACAAUCGGGUUGCGAUGUUGUUAGUACGAAGCAGCAGUCCACGAUGGUCGGUCAGCAUGGCGUUGCUUCUGUGGUCCACCCUCUUGGCCAUCGUCAGUUCCUUCCGGUUGCAUCCCUAGCUGCGAGGACCCAUUCCCGAUUGCCAUUCGUUCUGCUGUCACCAUCCAAAGCUCCCGGCAGUCAGAGAUGCCAUUCAACGAAACCGACCAUCCACGUCUUUGUGUGCCAGUUUUGAGUGGUUCCUUCGAGGGGAUCUCUGACGUCUCCGGGAGGAGUGCAGUUUGCAGAAUUAAAGCAAAACUUAUGAGAAACUUCCUCCGGACCGGACCAGACCUCUCGACUGGCCAUCCAACACUGAACCCCGAUUACGACCAACCGACCGACAGCUUCGAAGAUUGCAUCUGAGCAGAAAUGAAGACAGCAACUCCCGAGAAAAGGAAGACAAAACUAUAUCAAAAGUAGCGAGCUAAGUUUAGCGUGAAUCGAGAAAAGGACACACUCGAGAGAAAAGUAUAAAUAUUAUAUUUACGAGCGGGGGGAGGGUAAGAGAAGGGGAGACUCAACGAAGUAGAACCAGGACAGCGUGAUUUACUUGAUAGCGUUUAUGGCCCAGUCCGAGAACUGACAGCGAAAGAAAAUAGCUUUUUCUGAGUUUAGUUUUCCUAUUAAGUUUUUGUUUCGUUUCAAUUUCUUGUACAGUAGGUAAGGUAAACGUAGGAGAAGCAGAGAAUUAAAGGGAAUCACCAUCACCAACCAGCCAGCCAUCCAGUGCACUGUACAUAGAAGUGACGACGAGUGGGGAGCCACUGUCGAGCACUGUAAUAUUGUGGAUGGCAAAAGAAAUGCUGAGGGGAGAAAUCGAGAAUCGUGCAAGAUCAACACAGAGUGAUUGUAAAUUCUUUAAUUUUGUACAUAAAAGUUAGCUGGGAAUAAUUAUUAGAAUAAAAUUUCCGCUUGAACCCAUAA
Molecule: messenger RNA, 2705 nt
Organism: Aedes aegypti (yellow fever mosquito)
Lineage: Eukaryota; Metazoa; Arthropoda; Insecta; Diptera; Culicidae
Exons: 6
Coding region: 689-1858 (389 amino acids)
Source: RefSeq, a predicted model, not a curated record